AUGGAGGAAGUGGAUUCCAUCAUUAUACAUUUUCUUUGUCAACUAAACAUAAAUAUUGACGAUGAUAUUAAGAACAUUAGUGAACUACCAAUUCAUACAAUUAUUGAGUCAGCUUCUACAUGCUUAAGCACUAUUAACCCAUCAGUUAAAGUAUCAAAGAAGCUGCCCUCAGGUAUUUCUCAUAGGAUUGAAGUUGCUUCACAAGUAGCAUCUUUAUGUAAGGACUUAGGAUACAAAAAUGAUGUUGGAUAUCAAACAUUCUUGUACCAUAAUGAAAGCGAACUCAGACAAGUGUUCAUGUUUUUAAUAGAAAGAUUACCAAAUGAAGGUAAACAGGUUACUAGUAUUGUGCCAUCUGCCAACCGAAAGGCAUUGUUUUUACAAGACAUCAGUAAUAAGAUUGGUGAAGAACUUCAAUCAAUGUGGAUACCUCCCUGUUGUACAAUGAAUUCUGUUAAAAUUGGGGAUUAUUAUACAAAAGAUACGAAAGUAACCUGCAACCAAACACAUCUUACUGACGCGGAAGUGAUAGAAAAACUACUAAAAAUGAAAAAUCUAAACAAAACCAAUGAUUUGGUACAUAUCGAUAAAAGAGAACAAAUUCCUAGAGCACAGAAAUCUGUAGAAAAACAUGAAAUGACACAUGAUUCAAAUGUCAGUCUCAAGGAAUUAAAAGAAACUGCUAUAGUUUUAAGACAAAAGUUAGAUACCUUAGAGAGCGAGAAAAAUGUUAUGGAAGUGGAAUACUCACAGGCUCAGAAAACAUAUGAAAGGGCUGCAGCGGAUUUGAAAAAUGUACAAAAUAUUCUUAACAAUAUUGGAAUAUCUGAUAUAGACGAAGAAAAUGUGUCAGAGAGUUUAUUAGAAAGAGUUCAGAGUAAUAUUAACAUGCUGCACAGAAAGAGUGAAGAACUUACCUCAAGAAAUUUGUGUGUAAAAGUUGAAAUUGAUAAACUGAGAAGUGAUAUGGAUUUAUCUGAGUCUGAGAGAAGUCGGUGUCGAAAAAUUCUAACUAACUUAAAGGAAUCUGCUAAAGCAUUAAAAGAAGAAUUUGAAAGGAAAGAAAUUUUAAAGAAUCAAUUGAAAGAUAGUUAUGAAAAGCUUAGAGGAGGAAAUAAGAGAUCAAUAUACACAAAACGAAUUUUGGAAAUAAUAAGCAAUGUUGACAAACAAAACAUGGAGAUCCAGAAAAUUUUAGAUGAUACUAGACAACUACAGAAAGAUAUUAACAAUUUAGAAGGACAACUUGAUAGGUGCUUCUCUAUAGCGGAUGAGACUCUCUUCAGGGAUGCCAAGAAAGAUGAUCAGGCAAAGAAGGCGUACAAACUUUUGGCUUUGUUACACUCAGAGUGUAAUACAAUUGUUUCACUUGUAAACGAUACUGGCACUUUGGCGAGGGACAUUGUUGAUGUAGAAGAAAACAUCAAGACUGAAACUGCCAAGAGAACUGAAGAUACAUUAACAAAAAUACAAAUGGAUCUCGCAAAAAUGCAGGAGGAACGAUAA
Molecule: messenger RNA, 1506 nt
Organism: Arctia plantaginis
Lineage: Eukaryota; Metazoa; Arthropoda; Insecta; Lepidoptera; Erebidae
Source: the annotation of a GenBank genome assembly